AUGACACCCCCAAAACAAAGAAGAGAAUCAUCUUCAUCAAUCACAAAUAUUCUUACAUUAAAUAAUCUUGAUCUUGGACCAACAGGAAGUGUAGGAGCAAUAUCUGAAGAACCCAAUCAUCCUUAUAAUCAUCAUCUUGAAGAUUCAGAACAUUACCAUACUACUCAAGUUGAAAUAGAAAGUCAUUUUUCUACUGAUGAUGAAAAUAUUCAUUCUGGUAUUGCUAAUGAUGAUCAAGUUAGUCAUUUACCCACAAUCAAAAUAAAAUAUCAUCGAUCAAAUUCAGUUCAUUCUAUAUCAUCAACCAAUUCAAUUGAUGGUACCAUUGGUAGUACUACUAGUGGUGAUAUUUCAUUAUUACCAACAAUUAAAGUUUUAGGUACUGGAGGGACAAUUGCAUCAAAAGGAGUAUCAUCCCAUCAAACUGCUGGAUAUGAAGUUGAUUUAACUAUUGAAGAUUUGAUUUCUACCAUACCUGAUUUAUCUCAAACUUGUCAAUUAGAAUAUGAACAAGUAUUAAAUAUAGAUUCUAAAGAAAUGGAUAAUUCUUCAUUACUUAAACUUUAUCAUAAAAUUCAACUUGAUUUACCUCAUUAUGAUGGGAUUGUAAUUACUCAUGGUACUGAUACUAUGGAAGAAACAGCAUUUUUUUUACAAUCAACAAUCAAUACUUUUAAACCAAUUGUAUUAUGUGGAUCAAUGAGACCAAGUACAGCAAUUUCUUCUGAUGGUCCAAUGAAUUUAUAUCAAGCAAUAGUUAUUGCAUCAAAUCGAGAAAGUCGUGGUCGUGGAGUUUUAAUUGCUUUAAAUGAUAGAAUCGGUUCCGGGUUUUAUAUCACUAAAUCAAAUGCUAAUUCUUUAGAUACUUUUAAAUCUAUUGGUCAAGGAUAUGUUGGGAAUUUUGUCAAUAAUGAAAUUAGAUAUUUUUAUCCUCCAGCAAAACCAUUAGGUUUAACCAUGUUUCAUUUAACUCAUCCUUCCAUUGGUGGUGCUAAUAAUGGUACAAUGCCUAGUUUACCUGAAGUAACUAUAAUUUAUGCUCAUCAAGGAUUAAAUAAUGAAAUUUUUAAAUUUAUCAUUAAUGAUUUAAAAUCUCAAGGGAUUAUUUUAGCAACUAUGGGUGCUGGUAGUAUGUCAGAGAAAACUAAUCAAUAUUUAUCUGAUUUAUUAAUUGAUAAUCCUAAUUAUCCCAUUGUUUAUAGUAAACGAUCAAUGGAUGGUAUGGUUCCAAUUGGUUCAUUACCUAAAGUAAACCCACCACCAGAAGACACUGUCAACGAUGAAACAACAACAACAACAACAACAACAACAACAACAACAACAACAACAACAAAGAAGACGAACAAGAAAGUUCCAUUUGUUAAUGCUAUAGCUGGUGGAUAUUUAAACCCACAAAAGGCAAGAAUAUUAUUACAAUUAUGUUUGAAUGAAGGUAUGGAUUUAUCAAAAAUUAAGAAUGUAUUUAAAACUGUAUAA
Messenger RNA from Candida dubliniensis CD36, 1476 nucleotides. RefSeq names its product asparaginase. Gene Ontology annotation, molecular function: asparaginase activity. The coding region runs from base 1 to 1476 and encodes 491 amino acids. The record is from RefSeq and is a predicted model, not a curated record. Lineage: Eukaryota; Fungi; Ascomycota; Pichiomycetes; Serinales; Debaryomycetaceae. The transcript has a single exon.